Postia placenta MAD-698-R-SB12 is the source of this 3330-nucleotide messenger RNA. RefSeq lists its product as hypothetical. The record is from RefSeq and is a predicted model, not a curated record. Gene Ontology annotation, molecular function: nitrite reductase [NAD(P)H] activity; heme binding; 2 iron, 2 sulfur cluster binding. NCBI's taxonomy places the organism in Eukaryota, Fungi, Basidiomycota, Agaricomycetes, Polyporales, Adustoporiaceae. The coding region runs from base 1 to 3330 and encodes 1109 amino acids. The transcript has 25 exons.
AUGGUCGGCAUCGCGUUUAUCGAAAAGGUGCUGAAUCUGGACGAGCGGGGACAGUACCGGAUUGUCACUUGCGGGGAAGAGGAACACCUCGCGUACAAUCGUGUCGCCCUUACCGACUUUUUCCAACAUCGCUCCGUCGAGAAACUCUACCUAAACUCAGCACAAUGGUAUGCGGAGCAGGACCCAGACCGUUUCACCUUCCACGUCGGCGAGGCGGUCACCUCAAUCGACUCCGAGGGCCACAACGUCACCACUGACAAAGGCAGAGUGAUCAACUAUGACUACUGUGUACUCGCUACUGGCUCCUCCGCAACAGUCCCUAGCUACGUCGACGUCAACAUCCCAGGAGUAUUCGUCUACCGAAACAUCUCCGACAUGAACAGGCUCCUCGCGUAUGCCGACAAGGACGACAUCAAAGGAAGCAAAGCGGCCGUGAUCGGAGGCGGUCUGCUCGGCCUCGAAGCUGCCAAGGCAGUCUACGACCUCGACACCAUCGGCGACGUCGCCAUCAUACACCGCCAGGCAUACCCGCUCUCGCGCCAGCUCGACGCGCACGGCGGCGAGAUCGUCCGCCGGCGCAUCGAGGCCCUCGGCGUUGCCUUCCUCGGCAACACGUCCAUCGCGCGCAUCGAGACCGACGCCUCAGGCACCCUUUCCGCACUCCACCUCUCCGACGGGACGGCGCUCCCGUGCCGCGUCGCGAUCUACUCCAUCGGGAUCACGCCGCGCGACGAGCUCGCGCGCGCAAGCGGGAUCCGGUGCGUGCCCGCCGCGCACGGCGUCGUCGUGGACGACCUGCUGCGCACGAGCGCGCCCGACGUGUUCGCGAUCGGCGAGUGCGCGAGCUGGCGCGGGAACACGUACGGGCUGAUCGCGCCCGGCGUCGAGAUGGCGGACAUCCUCGCGUUCAACUUCACGCAGACGGAGACCGCCGUGGGCGGCUUCCGGCCGAGGCAGAUGAACAACCCGGACUUGUCGACCAAGCUCAAGCUCAUGGGCGUCGACGUCGCUUCGUUUGGGGAUUUCUUUGCGGAGCAACGCCAGCCAAAGACCCUCACGAAGACCUCUGUGUCGCUGCCCGCGCAAACAUCCACAGAAGCAGAAUCCGUCUCGAUCACUCGCGAGAAGACCAGCUCAGGCAAGAGCGUCUGGGAGGUCACCGCACCGUCCACAGAGGCAUCGUUAACAGUCACCAAGGAGGCCAGUCAAACAACCUCUGACAGGCCAAGAUCGCCGUCGGAGAAGCCAAUUCGAGAUGCAUCGUCGCCCAAGAAACGGCGUCACGGCGUCGCUGCGGCAGCGGAAGGUCCGAUCGAGACCCUGACGUACCGUGACCCCUUCGCUGGUGUGUACAAGAAGUACAUCUUCAGCGGCGACGGAAAGUACCUUCUCGGAGGCAUGAUGGUCGGCGAUACGUCUGACUACAUCAAGCUCGUCGCCCUCGUCAAGAAAAAAAAAGCCCUAGACGUCCCGCCCUCGCAGUUCAUCCUCGGCAAUGGCAAGAAUCAGGACGACGCCGGCGCUGACCUCGACGAUGAUGCCCAGAUUUGCAGCUGCCACAACGUGACCAAGGGCGACGUUGUCCAGUGCAUCAAGAACGGCGCUCAGACUCUGAACGACGUGAAGAACAAGACCAAGGCGGGGUCUGGAUGCGGAGGAUGCGUGCCAUUCAUGACGAGCCUUUUCAAGGCGGAGAUGAAGAAGGCUGGGAACGCCGUCAGCAACAACCUCUGCCCGCAUUUCGCCCUGUCCCGCGCUGAUCUGUUCAACAUUGUCAAGAUCAAACAGCUGAAGACGUUCCCGCUCGUCAUGGAGGCGGCCGGCGUGCGCAAGGACUCUGUCGGCUGUGAGCUUUGCAAGCCGGUCGUGGGGAGCAUUCUGUCCUCGCUGUGGAACGAGCACGUCAUGAAGCCGGUGCACCAUGCAAAUCAGGAUACGAACGACCGCUUCAUGGCCAAUAUUCAGAGAAAUGGAACGUUUUCCGUCGUCCCACGAAUUGCUGCAGGCGAAAUCACGCCCGACAAGCUGAUAGCCAUUGGUCAAGUCGCCAAGAAAUAUGGAUUGUACACCAAGAUCACCGGCGGCCAGCGUGUGGACAUGUUCGGGGCUCAGAAGGCCGACUUACCUUCCAUAUGGAAGGAGCUCAUCGAUGCUGGCUUCGAGAGCGGGCAUGCUUAUGGUAAGGCCUUGCGUACUGUCAAGUCGUGUGUCGGCACGUCAUGGUGUCGCUACGGCGUUGGCGACUCUGUAGCUCUUGCUGUGCAGCUCGAGGACCGCUAUAAGGGCAUCCGGUCACCGCAUAAACUCAAGGGCGGCGUGAGCGGGUGUAUCCGUGAAUGUGCCGAAGCCCAAGGCAAAGACUUCGGGUUGAUUGGAACAGACAAGGGCUGGAAUAUCUUCAUUUGUGGCAACGGUGGUGUCACCCCACGACAUGCCACGUUGUUUGCCAACGACGUACCGCCGUCCAAGGUAAUCACAAUCCUUGAUCGCUUCCUUAUGUUCUACAUUCGCACGGCGGAUAAACUCAUGCGGACCGCCCGUUGGCUGGAUGAGAUGGAAGGGGGAAUCGAGAAACUGAAGCGGAUCCUCCUUGAUGACGAGCUCGGUAUCUGCGCAGACCUCGAGCGCGAGAUGCAGGAGCUUGUAGGCACGUACUACGAUGAAUGGAAAGCUGUCGUAGACGACCCGGAGCGACAGAAGCAAUUCCGGCAGUUCGUCAACACCGAUGAGCGGCGUCCACAAGUAGAGGACAUUGUCGAGCGUGGACAACCUCGCCCUGCCAACUGGGCCAAGAGCUUCCCUGCCACCCACAUUCGUGAAAGCGCAAUCAAGACUCCAAAGACCGAGUGGAAGUGGAGGAAGAUGGCCAAGCUGCAAGAUCUCACCCCGAGCGAUGCGGGUACAACGUCUGCCGCAGUCAAGUACGGCGAUAGUCAGCUCGCUAUUUUCCACGUCCCCCGGCGAGGAUACUUCGCUACGCAGCAGAUGUGCCCGCACAAACGAGCCUUCGUCCUGGAGCAUGGAAUCGUUGGUGAUGACCCGUCAACAGGAGCACUUUAUGUAUCAUGUCCCAUGCACAAGCGUAAUUUCACACUGAAGUCAGGCGCAUGCCUCAACGAUGAUGCGUACAGCAUUCUCUCUUUCGAUGUCAUGGUUGAGGGCGACGAUGUUUUGUUACUCCUCCCCGAAGCGGAAGAAUUGGACUCAGUGAUCGGCACGAGCAAGUGGAUGGUCCGCCAUGCAACAGCAGCACUCGUCGACGGUGGUGUAGAGAUCGUCGGACCGGAGGAGGGCGGCUGUGGCGGGAUGGACAAAAAGCUAGAUUGGUGA